Molecule: messenger RNA, 4874 nt
Organism: Episyrphus balteatus (marmalade hoverfly)
Lineage: Eukaryota; Metazoa; Arthropoda; Insecta; Diptera; Syrphidae
Gene: xmas
Product: protein xmas
Exons: 3
Coding region: 153-4763 (1536 amino acids)
Biological process (GO): mRNA export from nucleus
Cellular component (GO): cytoplasm; transcription export complex 2; nucleus
Molecular function (GO): RNA binding
Source: RefSeq, a predicted model, not a curated record
UAUAGCUCACAAAAAAGUUACAAACCCAAGCCAAAACUUUACAUAUUUUUUUAUUAUAUUUUGUUUAAUUUAUAUAUCACGCAUUCAAGUUUUUUAAAAUUUAUAUUUUUUAGUAUUCAUUUGAUUAAUAUUUGUUAAUGUAAAAAUAGAUAAUGUCUGACGACGAUGAUUGCCAAAUUAUUGAAAACAAUACAAAUUACAAAUCAAUUACUUGCGAAAGAAUACCCGAACUAUUUCUUGACAAAUUAAUUGCUAAAAAACAUUUUAGCAAAUAUGGCAAAAUAUCACGAUUCAUUUUGCGACCAAAUAGAUUUUGUUGCACUGUAGACUAUGAACGCGAAGAAGACGCUACUAACGCGCUUCGCAAUGGAACUAUAUUUAAUGGACAAGAAUUUGAUAUUCGCUAUUCACUGCAUGAAGUUGGUCAUGUCCAAAAUACCGAAGAAUGGGUCGAUCCAGAUGUUCAAGCUGAACUUGAUAUUAUGGGCAAUCAUGCAAGAAGAUUGCCAGCCCCACCUCCAAAACUACCCCCACCCCCUUCACAAUCUAUGUCAGCUUCUAGACAAGUUAGACAAAAACCUGCGAAAAGUCAGAUACAAGAACCACCAACACAAAGAGCAAUUCCAAAUUCGGUCCGGGCCGAAUUGGAAGCAAUUAUCCGAAAACCCGCUUACAACGAUGAGGAGAAAUAUCGCAUUUUAGAUGCUCGAGAUAAACUCAUUCGACUGACAACAGUUCGAACGACUGAUAUCAAAAAGGUCGUCAGUAUUAAGGGCUCUUGUCCGGACAUGUGUCCGGAGAAGGAGCGAUUCAUGAGAGAGUUCCAACAUCAAGUGUCUGGCUUUGAAAUGGAAGAGGGGGGUGGUCGGAAUGAAAUGAAUCACAAUAUUGCCAUUAAAGAGUACUCGAGAAGUAGUGCCGAUCAGGAAGUUCCACUCGCCCAUGAGCUUCGUCCUGAGUCGACACUCAAAAUGACGAUGCAAUAUCUUAUGCAUCGAAUCAUGGGUCUGUGUGAUAUACCAGAUCUGAAUAUCGGCGAUUGGUUCCACUUUGUGUGGGAUCGAACGCGGAGUAUACGGAAAGACAUUACUCAGCAAGAACUUUGUUCCACAGGAGCAGUGGAAUUAGUCGAACAAUGUGCUCGAUUUCAUAUUCAUUGCGCUGCCCGUUUAGUAGCCGAAGAUCCCUCAGUCUUCGACCAAAAAAUCAACACUGAAAAUUUGACUAAAUGUCUUCAAACUCUGAAAUAUAUGUAUAACGAUCUACGAAUCAAAGAUAUUCGAUGUAAGAAUGAAGCUGAAUUUCGUGGAUUCAUUGUCUUACUGAAUCUAAAUGAUGCAAAUUUCCUUUGGGAAUUACAAGAUCUUCCUGAGGAGAUUCAAAACUCCGUAGAAGUCCGUUCGGCAAUUGCUUUCUACAAAUGUAUGGAAAGCAAUAACUACGUAAGGUUUUUCAAUUUGGUUAGGAAGACUUCAUAUAUGAAUGCCUGCAUUCUGUUGAGAUACUUUACUCAAGUUCGUCUUAAGGCGACUCGCAUGAUUAUUAAAGCCUACAAUUGGCCGAGGCAUUCGGUGUCUUUGCCAAUUGGACAUUUGGUGAAGAUACUGGGAUUUGAAAAUGAAGAUGCUGCGUUGGAUUUUUUCUCAUACUAUGGACUUCAGUGUGAUGCUGAUACGGUCCUUUUGGAUAAGAAGGCUUUUGAGCAACCAGAUGUUCCAGUGCUAAUGGAUCGAGCUUUUGAGAUUGUGGAAUCCAAACGACAAGUGGGAGUUGGCGAAGCAGUCUGCGGAAGCCCCCUCGACUCACCAAGCAUUUUCGAAAACCACCAGCUCCAUAAUAGUUUCGAUGCCAAUGGCUAUCUCCGUUAUGAGUCGUUUUUCGGAGAAGACCAAGUUCAAGGUAGUGGAUCUGCAAAGACGACCCCACAGCGUGCAAUGCCAGAUAAGGUGUUCAAAGUACCCUCCGCCUCGCCCCCGAUGACACCCAAACAAAAACUCAAAGCAAUGUUUUCCAACACAAGUCCCAAAGAGGAUAAUGACUUCAAACCUAUCCCAACCCUUCCCCCCGCAACAACAGUAUCAGAAUCAAUUUUCAGCCAAAAUUCAUUCAACCCACCUGCAAAUAGUUCCUCACUCAGUUCAUCAUCAAUCUUUAAAAUUCCUAUGCCAGCACCACCAGUACAAGCACCUAAUGCUCCCUCCUUAUCGAUAUUUGGGAGCAGUUCAAGUUUCCAAAGUAGUUCAGAGAAAAAAGGAAGCAUAUUUGGAGGUUUUAAUAGUGACCCGGAGCCAUCCAAGACCACUACCAGCACAACCACUAAUAUCUUUGGAACCUCAACACAAUCAUUUGCCAGUGAUAGUAUUUUCCAACAUUUCAACUCAAAGCCACUUGAGUUUGAUCUGAUACAACCUCAAAAGGACCCACAACAAGAAAUGAAAAGACAACAGGAGAAAGCCGAAGAAGAGGAAAGACUUCGUCGCCAGCGACAAGAACAACAGGAAAUAACAAGACGAAAAGAAAUGGAAGAAUUGGAACGCCAACGGCAAAUUAUGGAAGACCAAAAAAAUCAAAAACGUCUGGAAGAAAAGUAUCGAAGAGAUGCACUCAUGGAAGUGACGAGGAAUUCAGAAAGAAUCCUCAGUCAACUUUUGGAUGAAGUUCAAGAUGAACUAUUGCAUGAAUUAGCUUCCAUUGAGCUUCACAAUCACCAAUGCCUGGACAAAAUGGCAGAAAAUGUCAUCUCCGAGUUCAUUCUGGAUUAUAUCAAGCAAAUCCAUGCCAAUGAGCUUAAAAUAAUGAGACGGGAUCAGUCCCUUUUAUACAGAUACUUCCACACGUGGCGUGAACUAGCUGAGAAGAGAAAAACCCGUCGAGAGUUGAUUGCAACAUUUCCCAUUUGGAUGACAACAGAUACUCUGGAUGAACAGGCUAAAAAAAUGGCACAUCCUCGACAGACUGAAAACCUUCAAAUGAUCAAACGAUAUCGUUUAGGGUUGCCCUGUGAUUUCAGGGCACUUCUUGGAGAUGAUGAUCAUAAACCUCCCAUAGAUAUAUCCUCUUGCCUGAUGAGACACUUUGAAGAAUCCCAAAAUCAAUUGCCCACAGGGUUCCUAAAGCGAAGAAAAUACUUCAAAUUGGUUAUAUCCUUACCUGGGGAGAGAGAAGAGCUACCUGGAUUCAAUUCCUAUGUCAGCAACUGGUUGGACAAGAAUUUAAAACGAAAGACUUGCGAAUCCACUCCAGCGUUUGUAUGCACCUGUGAGGGUGAUUUGGCAUUGUGUGUUCGUAAAGUAUCAGGAAUUGUCCCAAUGAAUGAAGAAAAUCAAAAAGUCCGCAAAGAGUGUGACCAUGCUGGAGGGCUUAUCUUCAUGAUGGCACCUGGCAAUCUGAGAAACUCUAGAAAACGUCUCCAUCAUCUACUCAAGUUGUCGAGGAUUCAUCAGUCCAUUCCUGUUUCUAUAAUCAUCUACAAUGCCUCCAGUGAUUCCGUAGAAUCAGAUCUUGGCGUAGAUUCCCUUGUGGAUGAUGGAAAGAUAUCAAGCUUCCAAGUUUGUCACAGCAGUGAUCAUAAUAUGAAAAUAGAAUUUCAAAAAUCUCUUCGAUUUUUGUCCAAAAAUGAUACAUCCUUAUGUCCCCUUGAAGCUCAAAGUAUCGAAGGAUUUUUAAAUACUUGCCUGGGAGAUGAAUUAUGGCAGAAACUUUACAAAUCUUGGACUGUAAAUCCUUCAUUUAGGAAAAUCUGUUCAACUCCGAAAUUCCUAAUUAGAAUCUAUAAUUUAGGAAUUCAAAGUCUUAUCCGAGUCAUUGAUGAAGAUUUUCAAGAUUAUCCUGAAUUUCCAGAAGAACUAAGGCAAUUUGUUCCUACUGCAAAAUUUGACAUUCCUGUUGGAUUGGAACAGUUUCCAGCUGAUUGGAAAAAUAUCAAUCGAGUAAAAAAGUUAAUAGAUUUUCUGGGAAAAUUAAAACUUCCAUCGCCACUAAAAGAAGAACUACCUCAAGAAAUUGAUGAUUUAGAAUUGUGGCUUCUUAAUUAUACCAGUGCAUGCAUUCCCAACGACGAUGAUUUGGCCACAAAAGCUGGCUAUAAUGCCAUCAAGUGUUUGAUUGAAGAAUUGAAUAAUGAAAGUCUUCAAGAUAUGCCAUUGGAUCAGCGACUUAAUUGGAUUUCAUGGCUGCCGAUUGUAAGACAGAUUGCUAUAGCUGUUAUGAAUCAGAGAUGGAUGGAGGGAAGUAAAAGAUUACCCCGGGAAGUUAUCUACAAUCGAGAUGAAUUUAUGGAAUUUCAAUCAGAGCCCUGGUGGCUGAAAAGCGAAUCGGUAAAGUCAGUUAAAAUGAUGACUGAAGAUCAUGAUGAGUCUGCAAAUGGUGAAGAAGAGCAAUCACAUUUUGAUAUUGAUUCUAUUAUAGCUAGAGCUGAAAAAGCAUCUUCACUUGCUGAUGAUAAAUUAAAACGAUUACAAAAAGAAGCAACAGAAACAAUAGCAGAUCCUGAAUUAACCAGAGAAUUGGAUGAGACAUUUUAUAAUUUUGAAGUGAACGAGAAGUGUAGAUCAUUUGAGGGUACAAAUGCAGUAAUUGAUGAUGAAGAAGAGGAUUCAUUGGAUCAACCACCGAUGGCUAAAAAAUUCAAAGAAAAUACAGAACGCGAAGAAAUGGAAAGUACAAUGGAACGUGCAUUUGCUAUACUUAAAAAGACAGAAGGUAUCAUGGAUAGGUAUUUUAGACCAUUGCAGCAGAUUCAGUUAGAAGAAGAUUAUGUUUAAGAUAAAAUUUUAAUAACUACAUUUAUAUAUAAUAUUGUGACGAUUAGGAAAAAAAAAUGAUGUUAAAAAAUUUAUUGGAUAAAGUUUACGAAAUUACAUAUUUGAUGUGAA